This is a messenger RNA of Grosmannia clavigera kw1407, 867 nucleotides long. RefSeq lists its product as uncharacterized. The transcript has a single exon. The record is from RefSeq and is a predicted model, not a curated record. Bases 1 to 867 code for a protein of 288 amino acids. NCBI's taxonomy places the organism in Eukaryota, Fungi, Ascomycota, Sordariomycetes, Ophiostomatales, Ophiostomataceae.
AUGCCGUCUCUGCCUGAUUUCACUCACCGCAACACUGGCGACCGCAGUCGGAGCAGCAACCGGGCUCUGUCACCAGCACGGAAACGGCCGGCCCGCUCCAAGGAGCAUGAAAGGGGCGAGUUGCCGUUCGCUUCGGGACCGCUACCAUUUCCCAUGCUCAUUCGCACCCACAAGCACACUACACCGCCUGCAAGAGAUGACGAUGCCGCAGUCUCUCCGAAAGAGGGCCGGGAGAGCCGGUGUGGAAGCAAAAUGCACAUUGACAAGCACAACCCGGCCACCGACGACUACGACAUGGACAGCAAGCCUGGCGAUGACAGCUACGACGACGACAGCACGGACAGUGAUAGCGAAGAUGACGAAGACGUCUCGUGCUCGCUACAGCGUCCAUUGGCCCCCAUGCGGUGGCCGUCAUCUGAUGCAAAGCCGACUAUGCCACUGGAUGGCCAUGGAGACCGGAGGCAGGUCUCGGGUAGAGGCAGAGAUGACAGUAGCCCGGCCCGGCCGCGCCUAUUUCCGCUGCGAUGGCCCCUGAAGCGGCUUCGGAAGAAGCGGAAGCGGGAAGCAUCGCCGUGCAAGCCGGCACCACUGCUGCCUCUGCAACCUCCAGGGAACGGACGUAGCUGGGAGCAAGAAGCCAGGGGGGGGUCCGAGGGGCCCGGCAAGGACGACAGCGACAGCAUGGCCGUCCGUCUGACCCUUCGAAGACGGGUGCCUCGAGGGCCUCCGGGUUUGGGGAUGAUGCGUGCCGGCGACAUGAUCCGAAGCCUGGUCACGGAGGCGCGACGGAACAAUGAAAUGUACGUGCUCUACAAAUUCGACCGUGUGGACGAGCUGGGAGGACGUCGUCGGGGAGAUCGGAGGUAA